Messenger RNA from Tripterygium wilfordii, 1366 nucleotides. Its product is annotated as ethylene-responsive transcription factor ABR1-like. Gene Ontology annotation, biological process: regulation of DNA-templated transcription; ethylene-activated signaling pathway. The coding region runs from base 160 to 1239 and encodes 359 amino acids. Lineage: Eukaryota; Viridiplantae; Streptophyta; Magnoliopsida; Celastrales; Celastraceae. The record is from RefSeq and is a predicted model, not a curated record. The transcript is spliced from 3 exons. Gene Ontology annotation, molecular function: DNA binding; DNA-binding transcription factor activity.
CCUAUCCAUUACCUUUCUAGGCUUUCUAUCGAUAGAUAGAUAUAGCCACACCUUACAUAAAUACGAAUUAUUCCAAAGUGCAACUUCUUUCAUACAUAGAUUACUUCACAUCGAAGAACCCAACAAAAAUACAGUGGUUUCAAUGGCGCGUUAGAAACAAUGGAAAAUCCGAGAGAAAAAGACAAGAACAUUGAUGGGUGGGUGUUGAUGGAGUCAAACAAUCAACGGAGACAGCAAGGUUGGGUUUUUUCUGACCUGGGUAGAGAGAGAGAGAUGUCUGUCAUGGUGUCUGCUCUGACGCAGGUGGCGGCCGGAGAUGUGCCUGGUGAGACGGAUAUUGGUUUGACGUCAAGUGAAGGUUCUGGUGUUGGAGAGAAGAGAGGGAGAGAAGAUGAGGGUGGUGUUGGUGGAGCAGAAAUGUCCAGAAUGAUUUCAAGACUUUCUACAGUUUUUGGUGGAGGUUCAUCAUCUUCAGCUGUUAGAGCCGGAACUGAAACUUCAAGCAUGAUCAGCACAAGAGCAACAACAGCAGCAGUCACUCCAGUAUAUGAACACAAUGAGAACAACGAACAAAACCCUAGGAGAAGAUACAGGGGAGUGAGGCAGAGGCCUUGGGGAAAAUGGGCAGCAGAAAUAAGAGACCCUUUCAAGGCAUCCAGAGUGUGGUUAGGUACAUUUGACACGGCGGUAGCAGCGGCCAGGGCCUACGACGAGGCCGCCUUACGCUUUAGAGGCAACAAGGCCAAACUCAACUUCCCGGAAAACGUCAAGCUCCGUCCCUCCACCGCCAUUCCCAUUUCAACCCAAAUGCACAUUUCUGAUCCUCCAAAUACCCUUUUGUCCAUUCCUUCAACAACUGAGCCAAUUGUCCAUCAUCACUACUCUCAAGCUUUUCCACAACAUUUUGAGGUUUCAAGGGACUUGGGGAGCUAUCCUCAGUUGAUUUUGGGGUCUGGAGAUAUUCAAAGGCAGCAGCCAAAUCCAAUGAAUGUGCAUGGACAUAAUAAUAUUACUUUCCCAUCAUCUUCAGUGGCUACACAAUUGCAGUCUACUUCUGUUCUAUCUUCUUGUUCCCCGCUUUCUUCAUCGUCUUCUUCCCCACCACCAACCAAUUUUCCUACAUAUUUAUGGGAUCCGAUGCCAGAAAACUUUUUACUAGCGACUGGACAGGGGGAUGAUGCAGAUUUUCUGAUACCGGGGUGGUCAGAUUCCAGUCGUUAUACGACUAAAUCUGAAUAAAUUGAUCAAGUGGACUAGUUCAUCUCUAGUUGUUUUUGCAUUUCCAUUCAUUGUAUUCUUAGUUCCUUAUUCAAAGUUAUUGGUCUACGAAAUGAUUUUGUUUAUUAUAUUAGUCCAAUUAUCCAAA